Tupaia belangeri chinensis (Chinese tree shrew) is the source of this 3237-nucleotide messenger RNA. RefSeq names its product ATP binding cassette subfamily G member 8 (gene ABCG8). Gene Ontology annotation, molecular function: ATP hydrolysis activity; ABC-type transporter activity; cholesterol transfer activity. NCBI's taxonomy places the organism in Eukaryota, Metazoa, Chordata, Mammalia, Scandentia, Tupaiidae. The transcript is spliced from 14 exons. Gene Ontology annotation, cellular component: plasma membrane; signaling receptor complex. Gene Ontology annotation, biological process: transmembrane transport; cholesterol efflux; cholesterol homeostasis. Bases 6 to 2267 code for a protein of 753 amino acids. The record is from RefSeq and is a predicted model, not a curated record.
CUAAGAUGCACAUGAUCUGCCCGCUCUCGAUGUACAAGGAGACAUCUUUGAGGAUCUGCCUGCUCCACUGCUGCCGCGGGCAGAAUCCAAAGUGUGUUUGCCAACGACUGGCCAGAGAGGAAUGCUGGGACAGCUACUGGCACAGAGAGGAGGCCCGGGAGGCCCGCUCUAGGAACCAGGACGAACGCUGGCCCUGGGGGCAGGCAGCAGCCGCAGCGCAGAGCCGCAAACCUGUGGGGCCCAUGACUGGGAAGGCCGCCGAGCAGAGGGGGCUGCGGCAAGAGGCCGCUCCCCAGGAUGCCGUGCAGGGCCUCCAGGACAGCUUGUUUUCCUCUGAAAGUGACAACAGCCUGUACUUCACCUACAGUGGCCCGUCCAACACCCUGGAGGUCAGCGACCUCAGCUACCAGGUAGACACGGCCUCCCAGGUGCCUUGGUUUGAGCAACUGGCUCAGUUCAAGAUGCCUUGGACAUCUCGCAACAGCCAAGACUCUCGCGAGCUGGGCAUCCAGAACCUGAGCUUCAAAGUGAGAAGUGGACAGAUGCUGGCUGUCAUAGGGAGCUCAGGCUGUGGCCGAGCCUCGUUGCUGGACGUCAUCACUGGCAGAGGCCACGGCGGCAAGAUUAAGUCAGGCCAGGUCCGGAUCAACGGGCAGCCCAGCACGCCCCAGCUGAUGAGGAAGUGCGUGGCCCACGUGCGCCAGCACGACCAGCUGCUCCCCAACCUGACUGUCCGCGAGACCCUGGCCUUCAUCGCCCAGAUCCGCCUUCCCAGAACCUUCUCCCAGGCCCAGCGUGACAAAAGGGUGGAGGACGUGAUCGCGGAGCUGCGGCUGCGGCAGUGCGCCAACACACGCGUGGGCAACGCGUAUGUGCGGGGGGUGUCUGGGGGCGAGAGGAGAAGAGUCAGCAUUGGGGUGCAGCUUCUGUGGAACCCAGGAAUCCUCAUUCUGGAUGAGCCCACUUCUGGGCUGGACAGCUUCACGGCCCACAACCUGGUGAGAACCCUGUCCCGGCUGGCCAAGGGCAACAGGCUGGUGCUCAUCUCCCUCCACCAGCCUCGGUCGGACAUCUUCAGGCUGUUCGAUCUGGUCCUCCUGAUGACGUCCGGCACCACCAUCUACCUGGGGACAGCCCAGCACAUGGUCCAGUAUUUCACCGCCAUCGGCCACCCCUGUCCUCGGUACAGCAACCCCGCUGACUUCUACGUGGACUUGACCAGCAUCGACAGGCGUAGCAGAGAGCAGGAAGAGGCCACCAGGGAGAAGGCUCGGUCCCUCGCGGCCUUGUUUCUGGAAAAAGUGCGUGACUUUGACGACUUUGUGUGGAAAGGAGAGGCCAGGGAGCUGGAUGUGGGCACUUGUGUGGAGAGCCCAGCCCUCUUGCAGGACACCAGCUGCCUCCAGACUCCCACCAAGCUACCUGGGGCCGUGCAGCAGUUUACCACCCUGAUCCGCCGUCAGCUUUCCAAUGAUUUCCGAGACCUGCCAACCCUCCUCAUCCACGGGGCCGAGGCCUGCCUGAUGUCUCUGACCAUCGGCUUCCUCUUUUACGGCCACGGAGCCAUCAAGCUCCCCUUCAUGGACAAAGCGGCCCUGCUGUUCAUGACUGUAGCGCUCAUCCCUUUCAAUGUGAUUCUGGAUGUCAUCUCCAAAUGUCACUCGGAGAGGGCGAUGCUUUACUAUGAACUGGAAGACGGACUGUACACUGCUGGCCCAUACUUCUUUGCCAAGGUCCUAGGGGAGCUUCCGGAGCACUGCGCCUACACCAUUAUCUACGUGAUGCCCACCUACUGGCUGGCCAACCUGCAGCCGGACCCCGAGCCCUUCCUGCUGCACUUCCUGCUGUUGUGGCUGGUGGUCUUCUGCUGCAGGGCCAUGGCCCUGAGCACCGCGGCCAUAUUCCCCACCUUCCACAUGUCUUCCUUCUUUGGCAACGCCCUCUACAACUCCUUCUACCUCACCGGGGGCUUCAUGAUAAGCCUGGACAACCUAUGGACAGUGCCUGCUUGGAUCUCCGAGGUGUCCUUCCUGCGCUGGUGUUUCGACGGGCUGAUGCAGGUCCAGUUUAAAGAGCGCCCCUACCCGAUACCACUGGGUAACCUCACCAUCCCAGUCCCGGGAGACACACUCCUCCAUGCCAUGGGCCUGAACGCACACCCGCUCUACGCCAUCUACCUCAUCCUCCUCGGCCUCUGCGGGGGCUACCUGGUCCUCUACUACCUGUCCUUGAGGUUCAUCAAACAGAAAUCAAGUCAAGACUGGUGAUUCGCACCGGACUCCCGCCCCGCCAGUCAGGACCGAAGGACGUCUUCUACAGCACUCCCCUCCCGCCGGAGCCCCUUCCCCCGGACGCUGAGGACAACCGUAGCGCGCGGUCGGCUCCAUCCCGCCGCGGCGCUGCACUGGCCCAGACCUGCCACAGGAUGGCAGUAGAAUAAAGACAGUUGGAGGGAUUCCUGCUCGCUGGCCGGAGCUUGUGGUUGCGGGCCUGAGAAAACCAGUACUUGCUGGCUCCUACAACAUUGCUAAUUUAUUUCCUUUCAACAUGUCUUUCUACAACCAAUUCAGUAUAGGAUGGGAGCAAAUUAGAUAGGAAUCGAGUCCUAGGCUACACAGAAUCCUUAGGCCUCAGGGUAGAGUAACAACAGCUGGCGUCCCCAAACUCCGAGUAAAGCCACUCUGCGUAGGAAGUGACCUAAACUGCACCAAAUGCGAUGCCAUCCCUCCUCUGUGAAGUCCUUUGCUCCAAAAGCCAAAGGGAACAAGUAAAGAUUUAUCAAGCAUCUGCUCUGUGGCAGGUACAUUGCAAACAGAACACUUUACGUGGGUGACAUCCGUCUUCAUUCCGUUCUCAAACAACCCCCUUUGAGGUAAGCGGUAUCGGAUUGCAGAGGUGAGGAAACUGAGGCACAGACACAUGCGGUCGGCUAAGGUCACAUGGCUACGCUAUAGUGGAGUCAGGUGAGGGUCAGCCUCUGAGGCCCUUAGGAGAUAGAAGAACACACUCCCUUGCUAGAAGGCACAGCCUGAGCUGCGAUGAAGCCUUGAAGCCCAGGAAGGUUCUAGAAGACAUGUUUAUAGAGAGUUAGCUCAGCUAGGCCUCUUAGAGCUGCAUUUCACUGAGCCUAGCAGGUCUCAAGGCUGGCUUUGAACCCUGCAGAGGCAUGGAAUGGUGCAGGCCCACCGCAUGCUUCAUGGCUGAGAGUUGAGAGCUGAGGACCAUCUAACAGGUACA